AACGUCACAUGAUCAUAAACAUAUUUGAUAUUUCGCACUAGAUAUCUAGAUAAGAAAUAUAGAUCUAGAAUCUAGAUCUAUAUUUCUUAGAGAGUGACUUAGUUUUUAGAUUACAUUUAAUGACAUAGAUCUAGAUCUAGUCUCCUAGUCUUCAUUUAUUACUGAAAAGUUUUAGAUCCUAAUUCAAUUGUUUAAAAACAGAAAUGAUCCCAGGGCUAAAGUUGCCAUAAAAGAUCCAGCACCAUGGCUGAGGCUAUCAGUUUACUGGAGCAGAGGACAGGCCCGCAGCAGGACACACAAGUAAAUAGUGUCAACAUCUGGAGAGAGCAUGAGAGAUUGGAUGCUAUCCUGUCUUUAAUUCCUAGAAAAGCCCAACAUGGUGUCUUGAUGUCAUGUGACCUAGUGUUGACGUGUAUAGAUGCCAAUGAACACUUCAUCGCUCUGGGUACCAACGUGGGAAUCACUUUUCUCUACUCACGCAGGGAGCAUGUCAUGCAGAGGCUAAAAGCUGCUAACCCCAGUGAUGUCAUUACCUGCGUGAGGCUCCACCAUGGCAUUGAUGACCAGCUGGCAACUGGCAUGGCAUCUGGAGACGUAACUGUCUUCUGUAUGCCAGGCAAGACAUCCAUGCAGAAAAAACAGAUGCAGAAAUUUGAUGUGCGUGACUUACAUAAACACUACAUCACCUGCCUGGCCUGGAGCACCAAUGGCAUGAAGGUCUACAGCGGCGACAAGAAUGGGCAGGUGGUUACUACAGAGCUGGAUUUUUACCAGGGUCAGUGUUCCUCCAGCCUCCUACUGGUGGAGCAGGCCACAGAAAUCACCCAACUGGACUACAGACAUAAAGUCCUGCUCGUCUCAACACGACUGCGCAGCUUUGUUGUCCGCAUCGACCUCAAAUGUCAGAUUGUUCAUAUUGGAACAAAGGACAGGAAAAUUCCAGGGCCUUUUGGCGCCUGCUUUAUUCCUGGACUCAGCAAGACAGACGAUGCCAAGCUUUAUGCUGCCCGGCCUGGGUGUCGCCUGUGGCUGGCAGACAUGCAGGGGUCAGUCAUCAGCACUGUCAUCUUCCCUGACCCCUGCGCGCCUGCAGUCCCAGAGAUCCCCCUGCUGUCCACAGGAAAACUUCAGACCAGCAAAACAGAGUUCCAGUUUGGGAACCUGCGCUGGCUGGGGCAGAAGGAGGUCGUGACCUGGUCAAGCUCUGCUCUUGUCAUCCUUGACCCUGCAGCCAACAAGGUCGUGGCCAGCCAGUCGAGGUUGAGUGGGAUCAUUGAUGUAGCCGUGGUGGAGGAGACGGGGGAGAUCUUUUUGCUGCGGAGACACGCAGACGCCAGGGUCAUCCGCAUCUCCCAGCAGGCUGAGCACAGAACUUGUAAAGUUGCCCCAUCUCUAGCCACACCAGUGCUGCACCAAGAAGACAAGCCAGCCAGACAUGAAGAAGAAAGUGAUUUUGUUUCCAAGAUAUCAUUCUUGAAGAAAUUCACCAACCCACUAAAGAAAUCUGAGAAACCAGUUGCACAGGAUAUUUCUGAUGUCAUGAUUCCUACAGCUAUUAGCCCACCUGACAGCUCACCUGAGUUACCACCUGUUGUUUACCUUUUGUCUCCGGAGCUGGAAGGUGUCAGACUGUACACUGGAGGGCCAGACACAGCAACGGCUUCAACAACACCUCUCAUAGCCGUCCACUCUGACCAUCCGACAGACAUCCAAGUUACAACAACUGAAGCACUGGAAGAGACGACCUUGAAAGAACAUGUGAAGGUCGCUGACCAAAAAGUAUUUUUAGCCCCAGAGGAUGACCAGAUUGUCUUUAGCCAUAAAAUGAAGAAAAAAAAGAAGAAGAAAAAAUUAGGGUCGCAGAAAGAAAAAGACGAAGACUCUGUGAGCCAGGUAUCGACGUCCAGCCAGCUUUCAGAUGAGUUUACCCUGACCUCCACCCCCAACAACACCCCCGUAGUCCUUGACUCCCCAUUGGCUGCCAUCAGACGUGCGGACGAAGUCCUGAAGAUGAUGGAAAACUUUAAACUGGGGGAAGUCAAGUCUGACGGGGGUGAGACAACUCUGACCCUUGUAGCAGGCGGGGAGCUGCCACAAAAUGACACCAGCUCUAAAACUUUGUUUGAAACAUUAGCUCCCUUGAGCUGUGUAGGGGCGGGCAUGGCUGGAGAGAGCCAGGCCAGCUCUCAGCUGGAUGGAGAGAAUGUGACGAGGGAGAGUGUGACGAGGGAGAGUGUGUUGUCCCAGCCUGACCUGCACAUGCCACCUGUCAAUACGCUGGACCAGUCAGCCUCGCAGUCGGCCUCGCAGUCGGCCUCGCAGUCGGCCUCGCAGUCAGCCUCACAGCCAGCCUCGCAGUCAGCCCCGCAGCCAGCUGGUGGGGAUCAGCAGGGCGGACCAAAGGAAAUCAGGUCCAAACUUUCUUCCCACGUCUCCCUGACAGACGCAUUGAAUGAAAUUGCUGCGAUAGAAGCCACUGACCCCUUCCGUAAAGGUUAUAAAAAAGAAAAAUCAACGGAUGAUUUUUAUUCAAUUUUCCUGGACACAUCGCCCGAGUCGCCUGAGUUUCCUGUCACAAGAAGCCAUAAGAAACCCGCUGGGCCUUCAGUCCUGUCUGCUGACAGUGAGCGCUCCACUGAAAUGCAGGACAUUGCCCAGCGGCGCCUGGCCAACAGCUGGUCUGAGUACACGACCCCCACCAACAUCUACAGUCUGGCGCUCAGUGCCAGCCACAUCUGGUUCACAGACAAGGCUGAGAACAUCCACUACUCCAACAUUGGAAGCCCUAAAGGCAUUCUCUGGCGGAAAGCCACGGGGAAUGCCAGUCAGAUAUCCGUGUCCCCCUCAGGGCAUAUUGUGUGGCGGCUACACAGGGGCACCGUCUACGCGGGCACCAAGAUCAGCAGUCGUCACCCGGAGGGCUUGAAGUGGGUCGAGGCAGUGAAAGACGUGGAGUACAUAGCUGUAGACGACCAUUGCGCCUGGUACAUCAAGCGCAAUGGUGAGGUGAUGUUCCAGAAAGGUCUAUCGCAGGAGCGGCCAUGCUACAAGUCCAUGAAGGUGGAGUGUCCCUAUAAAGUCAAGCAGAUUGUCUGCAGACAGGGCGUGGUGUGGGCAGUCACAGACUCUCUCAGCCUGAUCAUGAGGACUGGCGUCACCCACGACACACCUGAGGGCAAAUAUUGGGAGCUGAAUUACAGAGAAAGCCAGCCCUAUUUAUUUUCCCAUGUGAGCAUCGACCACGAGAGGAUUGGCUGGGCUAUUGACGUCCUCGGUCAGAUCUGGUUCUGUGAUGGACUGACCCCAGACAACCCCCAGGGGUCUGACAUCUGGUGGCAGAUUCCACUGAGUGAGUACAUCCUGCAGGACGAGACCACCAUUGACAUGAUCAAAGCUGUGGCCAGAAAAUUUGACCCCAAAAAAUUGUCGUACAUUUUGAGCACAAACAGGGGUGGGCUUAUCACUGCUGGCACCCAGGGGGUGUGGCUGGCACUGGAUUUCAGGAACAUUCUACAGGUGUGUCAGGGUAGUGUCCAAGGCUACCAUUGGCUAGAAGCUCACCCUGCCCAGAUCUCUCCAUCCUCAACAUGGAAGCAUAUCUGUGCUAACAUUUCUCAUUUAGACUGGGGUUGUGUCUGGGCCCAGCAGCCCAUGUCCACCGACCUCUUCACCUUCAAGCGAGCACAAGGGGAGGCCACUAUGAUUCAAGGCUCAGAGGACUUCUGCUGCAUUUCUGUUGGUCCAACAGCAACAUGGGCGCUAACUAACAAGGGCGAGGUCAAGGUCAGGACAGGCAUGGGACCCCACUGCCCACAGGGCAACAGCUGGGUGGACCUAGACAUUUCCCAGCUAGGGGACGCAAGACUUGUCCAUCUGAGCUGCAACUCCCUGUACGUGUGGGCGGUGGAGGCGGAGGGUGUGGUCUACCAGAGGAUUGGGGCCAAACCUCCCACAGAGAACAACCUCAACCCAGCCUGGCUGCCCAUUGAGACGUUUGGGGACAUUGUCUUCACACAAGUACACACUGGUCCACUCGAUUGGAUGGUUUGGGCCAUUGACAAUAGGAGAUUGACGUAUGUCAGGGCUGGAAUCACAGAGAACAUGCCCAUUGGUAAAGAGUGGAUUCAUGUGCCAGGUAUACAAGCUCUAGACCUGGCGCUGACUAAAACAGGUGUCUGGGCACUCACCACCAAUGGGGAAAUUUUUUUCCGUUACGGCAUCUCAAGGGAGUUAACCAGUGGGGAUUACUGGAAAAAAAUUCCUGGAAUUUUUAGAAAAAUAUCAGCCUCAGCCAAUGAUGAACUGUGGGGGGUCACCAGAGAGGGGCAUCUCAUGCAGUGUAGCCUCAAGUGCUUGAAUCGACAACACCAUUUUCCUGAGGCCCCAACUGGCCGGCUGACCAGUUCCAGCAGUUUAAGUGAAGAUGUGGACUGGGAAAUUGUCUAGCAUUCAAAUUCAUUAGGCUAUUUUCAAUUAUUUUCUCUGUGUCUGUUUAAUCAUUGUUUGCCAUUGAAAAUAAAUCCAACUUUCAAAUUAAUUAAGUAAGGUCCCUCAUCAGUUAUAAAGCUGUUUUGGUAUGAAAUAUACCCAUAAAUUUAGACCUGCUUCCAAAUGGACAAAUAUUUGAUCAAUGCCAAUGAGUGUCAGUUAUCUUGUUUAGAAGUGAGUGCUUUUAUUUCUGUCCUGAUGGAACUUGGUUGAAUUGUUCGUCAAGUGGAGUUACUAACUAGUUUAAAUCUUUCCUGUUGACAAAAAUGGCCAAUAUUUUUUUUUUGUGUGCUGGCAUUAAAAAAAAAUUCUUGCCGUGACAAUUGAUCUGUCAUUGUCUGCUGCACAUUUAGAUAUACUCAGUGUUCAGAAUGGCUAAACAAGCGCUGUGAUUUUUGUACCAUUUGGUGUAACCAUUUCAUCAUCUUUUUUUUUACCAAAGUGCAAUGUUUCAGGGUCUGCUUCCAAAUGCUGUCAUUUUAACUGUAUGGGUCAACUCUCUUAGAAAAAUGUUUAUAUGCUUAGAAAAAUGACACAUUUGAGCAAAUAACUGUGUUGUGAAUUUAAUAUUUUUGGUCUGUCAGAUUUUUAAAAUUUAUUAUUUGAAUUGUGCCUGCUCCCUGCCUGUGUUUAGCUGCUUCAGGUUUUUAAAUUGAAGUUUUACUCUGAUCCAAUAUUAUUCCUAUCUUUUGAUAAAAAGUUAUUGUCCUUGAAUAUUCCACUAUUUGAUCAUUCAUCUAAAUAAUGUGCUUUAAUAUGACUUUUAUAUUUAAAUCCUAAUUUCACCCUUGUUUUUUACAAUGCAAGAUUUUGAACACACUCAUGCACAAAGUCACCUUGAAUUAUUUAUUUGACUCUUAUUUUUGUCAUAAAAAUAAACGGAAUAUUUUUAAUAUAAUUUUGCCGUCUAUUAUGAACAAACUGUUUGAAUGUAGUGUGUAAAAC
Physella acuta is the source of this 5433-nucleotide messenger RNA. RefSeq names its product tectonin beta-propeller repeat-containing protein 2. Lineage: Eukaryota; Metazoa; Mollusca; Gastropoda; Physidae. The record is from RefSeq and is a predicted model, not a curated record. Gene Ontology annotation, molecular function: protein binding.